Molecule: messenger RNA, 1364 nt
Organism: Mytilus californianus (California mussel)
Lineage: Eukaryota; Metazoa; Mollusca; Bivalvia; Mytilida; Mytilidae
Product: charged multivesicular body protein 1b-like
Exons: 7
Coding region: 134-730 (198 amino acids)
Biological process (GO): protein transport; endosome transport via multivesicular body sorting pathway; late endosome to vacuole transport
Cellular component (GO): ESCRT III complex; multivesicular body
Source: RefSeq, a predicted model, not a curated record
ACCAGCACCCGUUCCAGAUAUUACUCACGACUUGAAUGACAUCACGAACAAAAACAACACAGGAUCACAAGAGAAAAAGUCAUUUUAUAUCUUCUUUUGACAAACUAGGGUUCUAGAAUCAUAAACAGAGAAAAUGGACAAACAUUUAUUUAAUCUAAAAUUUGCUGCCAAAGAUCUUGAAAGAAAUGCCAAAAAAUGUGAAAAGUCAGAAAGAGAAGAAAAAGGAAAGUUGAAAAAGGCAAUUCAAAAAGGUAACACAGAAGGUGCCAAAAUACAUGCUGAAAGUGCUAUACGACAAAAGAACCAGGCACUAAAUUAUCGUAGAAUGAGUGCCAGAAUUGAUGCUGUAGCUGCUAGAGUCCAGACUGCUUUAACCACAAAACAGGUUACAGGAUCUAUGGCAGGUGUUGUGAAGUCUAUGGAAUCUGCAAUGAAAUCAAUGAAUUUAGAAAAGGUAUCACAGUUAAUGGACAGGUUUGAAACACAGUUUGAGAACUUAGAUGUCCAAUCUCAAGUAAUGGAGAACACCAUGUGUAAUUCAUCAACAUUAACCACACCACAAGGAGAGGUUGAUAACUUAAUGCAACAAGUAGCAGAUGAAGCAGGACUUGAAUUAAAUAUGGACCUACCGUCAGCUCAGGGGUCAGCGAUCGGGACUGCAUCAUCAACACAAGCAUCAUCAGAACAGGAUGAAUUAUCACACAGGCUGGCAAAAUUACGGCAGAUGUGAAGAUAUUUUGAAAAUAGGAACAUGGAUAAUUAUAGCGCAUUAUAUUACAUUUCUAGCAAAAGAUCAAAACUGUGAAUUCCAUAGACACUGAUUUUCUGAUUCAUACACAAAUUAUUGCAUGAUAAGAAUAUAACUAAGGACUUAACUAGGCAUGUUAUAAAGUGUGAAUAUUCUAAGGAUCCAGGAAAAGAUGUAUUGUUAUUCAAUAAUUUGUAAAACCAAAUAUAUGAAAAUAUCAUUCUGCAAAGAUAGUGUUAUUGAAUUUUCUUCUUUUCACAUUGACUUAAGACAAUAUAAUAUAGGUUAUUACUAGUUUAUUCAUUAAGUAGCUUAUAUGUGUCUAAUUAUGUGCAAAAAGAUCAUUAUAAACGAGAGACUAAUAAAACACAAGAAUGACUUAUAAACCUACCCUUCUCUAACAAAAAAAUCAUCCCAACAUUUUAUAAUUGUUCAAAUUGUAAUGAAAAGUUGAUUAAAAAAAAACAAACUUUACUAUGUCUAUGUUAUCGUGAUUUUACAAUGUUUUAUUAUGUAAUUAAGUACAAAUUAUGUUUAGCCUGUACAUUUCUCUUUGUUAUGUUAUAUUAGACAUGUUGUAUGAGUGAAUGUUACAUAAAGUACAUAUUUAUUAUGA